This is a messenger RNA of Ostreobium quekettii, 1572 nucleotides long. Lineage: Eukaryota; Viridiplantae; Chlorophyta; Ulvophyceae; Bryopsidales; Ostreobiaceae. The record is from the annotation of a GenBank genome assembly.
AUGAGCAUCAAUGCAAUGGCGCAGCAGUCUGUUGUUGGAACUGUUGCAAAGUGCACGGAAGCAGCACAGAUAGAGGAUCACUGGUCGCACAUCUCUUGCGACCUUUUGGACCGCGUCUGCGAUGCGUACGAAAGCCACAAUGGCAGCCGUGAGCCGUUCAUCAAAGUUGUCAGGCUGCUCAAUGUACAUUGGUGUCAAUGGGGCACAAAGGCGGUCACCUUCCUCUCGCCAAAGUCUGUGGCCCUGGAGGUUGUCUUGCAGUCCCUGAGAAACCGCUUCGUCUCUGUGCGCGCCAUCAAGCUGUCUGGCUGCCGUGGCGUCAACGACGAGGGCCUGGCCGCCCUCGCCAGCGCGUCCUCCCUGACCCACGUGGACCUGGCGCGGUGCCGGGACUUCUCCAACGCCGGCCUCACACAGCUCUCCUCGCUGGCCCUCCUGGAGCACCUCAACCUGGCGCGCUGCGAGCAGGUCUCCAACGAGGGCCUGAAGGGUCUGACGUCCCUCGAGCACCUGGCCUACGUGAAUCUGCGUGGCUGCAGGAAGGUGACCAACAGCGGCGUGGUGUGCUUUGCGGGCUGUAACAGCCUGCAGCAACUCAACCUGGAGUCCUGCGCGGGGGUCACCAACGUGGGCCUGUCCUUCCUCACCCACCUCAACCCAACCUUGGAGCACCUGAACCUCAUGUCCUGCGACCUGGUCACCGACGAGGGCCUCGCGUGCCUCUCCAGCCUGACCACCCUCCGCCACCUCAACGUGGGCCUAAGGGCCCGGGUGACGGACGAGGGGGUGCGCCACCUCACCGGCCUGACGUGCCUGAGGUGCCUGAGGCUGUAUGAGUGCAAGGACCUGACGGCGGACGGCGUGGCGUGCCUGGCGGCCUUCUCGGGGCUGGAGCACCUGAGCCUGCGACGGUGCGGGCAGGUGGCGGACUCCUGGCUCCCGGCGCUGACCGCCCUGUCGUCCCUGAAGCAUCUCAACCUGUCGCGCUGCCGCCGGCUGACGGACGAAGGCCUGUGGACGCUCACAGCGCUGACAGGCCUCAUCCACCUGGACCUGCACCGCUGCGACCGGGUCAGCGACGCUGGCCUGCGCCCCGUGGCAUGCCUCGCUGCCCUGGAGCACCUCAACCUGGGCGGCUGCGUGGAGAUCAGGGACGGGGGCCUGGCCUGCCUGGCGGUGCUCUCCGGGCUGCGCCACCUCAACCUGCGGGGCUGCGCGCGCCUCACAGACGAGGGACUGGUGAGCUUGGCCCUGCUGCCCUCCCUGGAGCACCUGAAGCUGAGGGGCUGCGCCCAGCUGGGCAACCGGGGGCUCAAGAGCCUGACGAGGCUCACCAGGCUGCGGUACCUGGACCUGCACGGCUGCGCGAAGAUCACGGACGAUGGUGCAAGGACCCUGGUGGCCGGUCUGGCUUCCCUGGACCAGGUGGUCAUGGGCGGGCGGGGGGAGGGCCGCACUGGCGGGCUGAGGGGGCCCCUGGUGCUCGUGAAGGGGUCCCUGGGGCUGGGCAUCUCCGUGGUGGCAAUCGCCGUCACGCUGACCCUGCUGUCAUGCUGGAGGCGUGCAAGGUAG